GGAAAACAAGCCUCUUGGGAACAGAAGCACAGAGCACAGCGGUACACGUUCUCUCAUCUCUCCCUCCAUGCCUAUCUCUGAUCUCAGGAUGUGGACUCUACUGCUUGGGGUCGUUUUGGGACUUCUGACACCUGUUCAGUCCGACCCUGUUCCUGCCUCGACAGAACUUCCUGCUCUGGCUGCUGGGGAUUUUCUUGGGGAAACGUUCAAGUUCUUCAAGAAGCUUGUAGUGGGUCCCCCGGAUGCCACCAAUGGAACAUCCAGCAGUGAUGAAACACUGGACCUAGAUCAUCUGGUGACCCCUGACCCUGUGACAUCUGACCCGGAAGACCAGCUGCCCACCUUUGACCCAGAGGAGGGCAGCACAGAUGAGACAGAGGGCAGCACUACAGAGGGCAGUAUGAAACACCCCACUUCGGGACAAGACGAUGAAGGGGAGCUGUUUGAAGCCAACUUUAAACCUAACUUUAACCUCCGCUCCAGUCCAACUCCUCGCCCCAGUCCAACUCCUCGCCCCAGUCAAAGCAACACAGAGGACAAUUAUGAAAAGUACGACUAUGAUUCCAGUCCAAGUGAGAGACCUGAUUCACCAGAGGAAGAUGAAGUGAUCCUGGAUACCGAAAGCCCCACAGUAGAGUUUGUCCCCACAGCAGAGUUUGUCCCCACAACAGAGUUUGUCCCCACAGCAGAGUUUGUCCCCACAGCAGAGUUUGUCCCCACAGCAGAGUUUGUCCCCACUGCAGAGUUUGUCCCCACAGAAGAGUUUGUCCCCACAGUAGAGUUUGUCCCCACAGCAGAGUUUGUCCCCACAACAGAGUUUGUCCCCACAGCAGAGUUUGUCCCCACUACAGAGUUUGAGCCCACAGCAGAGUUUGUCCCCACAGCAGAGUUUGUCCCCACUGCAGAGUUUGUCCCCACUGCAGAGUUUGUCCCCACUGCAGAGUUUGUCCCCAUAGCUGAGUUUGUCCCCACAGCAGAGUUUGUCCCCACAGCAGAGUUUAACCCCACCACUGAUUUUCCGAUGGAUUUGGAAGAUGUUAAAGCAAUCCUUGACCCUAACCCCAGCCCCAGUCCUUAUCCAACUCAUGAUGCUAGCACCACAACAGAGCAAGAGGAGUUGGAGGACGAUAUAUUCAGACCAAACUUUGUCCCCAGCCCUAGUCGUGUACCGGAUCCCAGCCCCAGCCAUAGUCCCAUCUCAGAGUUUGAAGAAGAAGACCUGUUACCUCUUAGCCUUGAUGCAAGCUUUAGUACCACCUCCAGACCUAGCCAAAGUUCAGGGACCAGCCAUACACCUCGUUCUAACCUAACCAGUAUGACAGGCUUGGAGGAAGGCGUGGCUGCAAAGAUGAAUACAGAGCUGGCCUUCACCUCAACCACCAGUUCUGCCGCACCUACAACAGUCAGGAUGAAUUCAGACAUCGAAGGGUCAGGGUCGGGAUUCCUGCCUCAGAGUAGCACCACAGUAGCAGCCCCUGCUGGUGAGGAGGACCAAACAUACAACUCCCUAGUCGAUAAGCCAUUCAUUGAAACAGAGACAAGAAUUCAAGGCACCAAUAGGCUUGCUCUACCAAGGGAGGAACCGGCAGUGGAUACCUCUACAGUUCUUCAUGAUGCAGCUGCUGUAAAACCAACCCCAUCCAGACAACAUGAUUCAUAUACAUCGGGUUGGUUGAUCAUCGUUGCCUUCGUCGCGGGCGUGGCGGUCUUGGUCGUAAUCUGUGUUGCCAUAGGUACCAGAGACAGGUGGAAUGCACCGGCCCAGGAAUCUGAGAAGAAGGGCUCAGGAGAUGAGAAGGCGGAGCGGGAAAUGGAGAGGUUUCUGUCUAAAGAGAGGCCAAGGGAAAACGUCCACGCUGGAGAGUACACUGUUAUACUUCUGGAGGACCUCCCAGAGAAAGAGCCGCUGGACUGAGACGGGCCGAGGAGAUGCAGAACGGGGACAAAAUAAGAACAACUGACAUCUUAGAAAUAGAAUGGAACGGGUCUCCCCAUUCUAGUCAUUGGUGGCAUAAUGGGUGGCAUACUGGGUGGCAUAAUGGGUGGCAUAAUGGGUGCCAUUAUGGGUGGCAUAAUGGGUGGCAUACUGGGUGCCAUUAUGGGUGGCAUAAUGGGUGGCAUUAUGGGUGGCAUAAUGGGUGGACCCCCCCAUUCUUGACACACACGGGAAACUGUUGAGUGUGAAAAACCCAGCAGCGUUGUAGUU
Salvelinus namaycush (lake trout) is the source of this 2206-nucleotide messenger RNA. RefSeq names its product CD44 molecule (Indian blood group) a (gene cd44a). The coding region runs from base 68 to 1915 and encodes 615 amino acids. Lineage: Eukaryota; Metazoa; Chordata; Actinopteri; Salmoniformes; Salmonidae. The transcript has 5 exons. The record is from RefSeq and is a predicted model, not a curated record.